Messenger RNA from Bombus pyrosoma, 9129 nucleotides. RefSeq names its product zinc finger protein 180-like (gene Kr-h1). The record is from RefSeq and is a predicted model, not a curated record. Lineage: Eukaryota; Metazoa; Arthropoda; Insecta; Hymenoptera; Apidae. The coding region runs from base 1887 to 3389 and encodes 500 amino acids. The transcript is spliced from 3 exons.
CCACGAGAAACAAUAAAUUUAUAAUAGAGGCUUCUGAUAUUGUGGAUUUUUAAAGACUAUUGAAAACGAUAGUUGAACAUAGUUCCUUUACAUUCUUUUCAAUUAGCUAGAUUAACAUAUGUACUGGAAUUUUAUUAUAUAAAAAAUUGUAAAAUCAGUGACAAUUUAAAAGAAAUGAUAAUUUGAACCCUCGAUCAAUUUUUUUAUGAACAGCCAAUGUUGAGAUGUAAUACAAAAUUAAAUAUUUUUUUUUUUUUUUUUUUUAUUUUCGAAAAAGAUUAUUAAGAAAGUGGAGGAAAGAGCGAGAAAUUGCUGACUCUGAAAUCGAUAGUUUUCUCCUUGGCCGCGAACUUCGGUCGCGCUAGUGGCGUUAUUUUUCGUGAUCAAUCGCAUUUUCCGUAUCCUGGAAGUGUUGCGAAAUUGAUAAAAAGGAUAGGAGAUUGAGGUGGGGGGAGGGGAUAUCUUUGUGAUAAAAAGAAAGAAAAAUCACGAUAGAUUCGCUUAGGAGAGGUGAUAUGUAGCUGCGGUUCGUGAUGUAACUCAACGUCCUUACUGCGCGGCGAGUUGCACGAGGUCGGUGAUCGCUAUAAAAAAAUGCGGCGAAUACACGUGGAGGCAGUGGUAGGCGGUUUCUACCGCGGCGCGGUAUUGCACCACCGCCGACCGCGACGACUGCCUCACUGAGAGCCGCGCGUGCAGGUUUAACCCAGCCUUAACCUAUUCUGAACCGACGACCUCGUACGAAUGUGCGAACAAUGUCGGGUUUCUUCAAUAAGCUUUCCUAUUAAAUUAGAAAUUUAGAUGUCAAGCGUUUCCAUUACGUCUUGCUAUUUAAAUAGCCAUCAAGCAAUAUAUUAAAUUAAUUUUACUCGAAAGAUUAAUAUGUAUGUAUAUUUAUUAAGAUCAGUCGAGCUACUGCUGUUUUACUGCGUAUCUCUGAUGGCAUUAAUUAAAAUUUAAAAUGGUCUUGUUACACGAUUUCAUAAAAAAUUUAUCGAAAUUUGUUUGAGAUAAGAUUAUUAUUACUAUGUCUUAAGAAAUUGAUUGAGAAAUACUUAAUUAAUAAAUGGUAAAUAAAUCUUUGGUUGUAAAGAUACUAAUAAAUGUUAAUCUAAAUAUUCUUAAUUUUAUUGAUAUAGUACGUAACAGAUUAAAAUGAUAACUUUUAUUUCAGGCUAUUGUGUAAUGGAAAUUUCAUUACUUUCAUAUAUAUAAAUAUUUGUAGAACGAAAUUGAUAAUGUGUAUUCUAAUUAGCAAACUCUCUAUUUCAUAUUUGUUAACGAUUGUUACUAAAAUCAAUAAAAAUAAUCUUAGAAAUUACUUUUUACACAAUAAUACAAAAUGAAGCAAAAAAUAUAGCUUCUUAAAACAUAAAGUCAACAGUAAUGGUGUAUUAUAUAGCAAAUAAAUUAGUAGGAAAAUAUCUUUGGUAAGUGGUUAAGAUGAUCAUUGUAUUUUUCUAAAUAAACGGAAUGAAAUGGUAGUGAGUGUGACAGGUUCGGUGCGUCGAUAAUACGUUCGGGUCCAUCAUAGGCCCGGUAAAAUCGGGGACGGGCUAAAAUUGCAGGAUGCGUGCGCGUAUGUGAUGCGUGAGCGUGCGUGUACCCACGGGGCGGCGCGUCGCACGAUUCGUGGGCGUUUUUUUAGGAUUUGAAAAGAGUCAAAUGGUGGGGAACGGAGCCGUAUUACCCCAGUGUUUCGAAGCAGCGCGUAAUCAAAGCGUUUAGACACAGUUGCGUUCACACGUAGGACGACGCAACGUCCUACUGUUUCCUUCUUAUCUAUUGCAUGUCGAUCUACCUCACAAGAAUAGUCUUCCACUGUACAAAUAAAUGCUUUAUUGUUAUUGUUAUUAUUCUACAGAUUGAUACGUUCGUAGCGAAGAAUGGUGAGUUACUAUCAAGCGAAACAGAUGACAAAUUCGACGACUAUGUCGGUCAACAGCGAGAUAUCAACCGUGGAGCCAGUAAAUCCGGUGAAAAGUCUCGUAUGUAGUCCGGAUUUGAGCGUGUUCACACCAGCUUGCAGUGGCGAGACUCUAUCGGCAAACGUCGAGGAGAAGACGUACCAGUGUUUGCUGUGUCAAAAGGUCUUUGAUCAGAAGAGUUUGUAUCAGAGCCACCUCCGUUCGCACGGUAAAGAAGGCGAAGAUCCUUACCGAUGCAAUAUUUGCGGGAAAACUUUCGCGGUACCUGCGCGAUUGACUAGACAUUAUCGUACGCAUACUGGUGAAAAACCGUACCAAUGCGAAUAUUGUAGUAAAUCGUUUUCCGUAAAAGAGAAUUUAAGCGUGCAUCGUCGUAUACAUACGAAAGAACGGCCUUAUAAGUGUGAUGUGUGCGAACGUGCAUUUGAACAUAGUGGUAAGCUGCAUCGACAUAUGCGAAUUCACACCGGAGAACGGCCACACAAGUGUACAGUCUGCUCGAAAACGUUCAUUCAAAGCGGACAGUUGGUAAUACACAUGCGCACGCAUACCGGGGAAAAACCAUACGUUUGCAAGUCCUGUGGCAAGGGAUUUACAUGCUCUAAGCAACUGAAGGUACAUACCCGCACGCACACCGGGGAGAAACCUUACACUUGCGACAUCUGUGGUAAAUCCUUCGGUUACAACCAUGUCCUCAAACUGCAUCAGGUUGCCCACUAUGGUGAAAAAGUUUAUAAGUGCACACUAUGUCAUGAGACGUUUGGUUCAAAGAAGACGAUGGAGUUACACAUUAAAACUCAUUCGGACUCAUCGGUCACUGGUUCUCCUCGGGACUCGCCAAUUGAGCCAGAGAUUGAGAUCUCGCAGGCAAAUAGUGUAGGCACUGCUAGUGACAAGGAGAACCGCAAGACUGAAGAACCAAUUGAUGAUGCUGCUGCUUAUGACGACACUCCACGAGAUUUUCCUUAUUACAUGUAUUCCAGAGAGCAGUAUUCACAACCGCUUCUGAUGCCUAGUGAAGACAGAGCUUUUCAAACGACGUCUGUAGUCCCUGUUGAACAGUCUCACUUGUUUCUGUAUCCUGAGGUUUCUCCAACAUACACUGGUCUUGGAAUUCAAAGCAACGAAUUUGUCAGUGACUGCUCGUCUCUUCUCAAUUUACCAGGGAACGACGCUCGUAGAAGAGUAGAGGCUGCACUAGAAGCAGUCGAAGAAGAAAGACAGCGGGAGUAUGGCAUCAGGAUUGAAAGAGAACCGAUUUUAACUCCUCCAAGUAGCAACCCCGUAAGUCCUGUUCCUUCGCCGGAUCCUCUCGAUUUGGCAAUUCCAGUACGAGAAACGUUAAUUCUCCCUCCAAGAAAACGAUGUAAAAUGAUCCUGGAGUCAAUGGAAAGUGAGAGAAAUGGUCUCAUCGCCUCUCAAAGACAGAACUCUGUUAUCCAAUUUGCAAAAGCAUCAUAGUGCAAGAUGUGGAAGAAAUUGAUGAUGAACCAGUGAUAAUUUCAUAGACGGUGAGACAUAAUCUAAGUUUUGUGAGGAGGUAUAAAGAACUGGAUACUAGAGGUGUGCAGCUAUGCCUAUGUUCAGGAACGGGUCGAGCCUCUUGAUACAUGAAAUCGGGCGGCUUCUUGGCACACUUGUUUUGCUCGAUUUCCGGAAUGUUUCGGGAUAAGCAUGAACUGACAGUAUUGCUUUGGAUCGGUUCGACAGAAGAUCGACUCAAAAGCCCGAUAGAUCCAGCUAUAAAGCAUUUGGUUUCUUCAUAUAGAGUUUGUUUGUAGUAAACAGCGUGCUUUUAGUCGUUUAUACUUGUUUUAUUUUAACCUUAUACUUUAUUUUUUAUGUAAAGUCAUUCAAAUAUUUUGUAAUUAACUUAAAAUCAUUGUUAAAGUAAAAAGAAUCUUCCUUCCAAAUUUUCCAAAUAUAAUAUUUAUUCAUUUAAGAUUUAUCGUCACCGUUUCUUUCCAUUUCCUUUUAAUACGUAGUCGAAUCUAUCGGACUCUCAAACCAAUCCUGUCCGACUUUUGCCUAGCCGAUCAAAAGCGAUACUGCCCGUUCAUGCUUAUCCCGAAACAUUUCGGAACCCGAGCAAAACGGGUGUAGUGAGUUCCGCUCGAAAUUCUUCUUUUGUUGGUCCGUUCUGAAGUUCGGAACGUGUUCGAGACGAUCCGCACAUCUCUACGAGAUAUACAUUCAGAGUAGUAAUGGGCUGAAAAAAUUCAGAUAACUGAUGUUACAAAUUACUGAAGAACUUGUUGAGCUUUUAAUUGUCUUAACAAACUUUGAAUUUCGGAGUAUAACGAUUAAAAUAUGACUAAUAGAAAUAAUUUUAAUGCAAUGAUAAAAUAUUUCAAUACUGUUACAACAAAUUCAAAGAUUUUAAGAGUUUUAAAUCUUACAUUAUAUCCAAAUAAGAUAGACAUUUAAGAGAAAGAUGAAAAAAUGCCCAUUGCUAACUGAUUAAAGAACUUUGUGCUGCGGGAAUGAUAGAGUUAUCUUGCAGUGGAAUUUCACUGCGUUAUUAUACGAUCUGAGUUAAUUGUUUUUAUACCGAGUAUUUUCUGAAUAUUUUGGGGUUUUCUUCAAACAUUCAAAUACUUUUUCAAAACGAAGUACAAAGAAUAAGAAAUUGAUAGAAAUAAUUUUUCUAAUAGAGUCGUAUUUAAUUUUUGCGACUGACAAGAAACAUUUAAUUAGUAAUCGAACUGACAAUAACUUUUCUUACAUUUUGAACUGUGAAAGUUUGAAGAAAGUCGAAAAUUAUGUUGGAAAAUAUACUUUACAAGCCUUAAAUGAACCAAUAGAAAAACGUCCAGUAAUUUUACCACUUAAAAAAGUAAUUCUGUAAACUUUGCAGUCUAAUAAGAGUAUGAUACAGUGGCCUCAUUACAUUCGCAGAUUCAACUGGUUCCGAGAACUGUUUACACGUGCCUCAGGGUAAACAUCGUAACACACUUAGAGCUCGCCAGCAGAUCAUCUAUUACUUAUAAACUGCCAAAGGAUAUAAAGGAAAUGCUAGCUCGUUUCGUACUAUCGCAAGCUAUUUGGAACAUUUUUGACAAGAAUAAUAUCAGAAAGGGAUUCCCACUCAGAACUGUAUUGGUUGAACAUUAUGAAUCUAAAAAAUGUAUAACUUAUAAUGUUAAAUGAUUUUAUUUUAUUUUUAAAAACGCCGAAAUUUUGCGUUAUAAAAAAUGACAUCGUUCGUUCUACUUUCUUCGAUAUAAUAUGUGUAGCUGGCGUGCUCAGUGUAAUUUUUCGUAUUUCACGUUAUAUAAUAUAUACUAUAGAUAUGUGUGUGUGCGUGUGCAUAUAUGUAUGUACAUCAUUGAAUUGUAACGAAUUAGUGUAAAAGUAAUGAAGAUCGUGCAGGUCACCGUGGCAGAACUAGCAUCAUCAUUAUAGAGGGCUUAGAACGAUCGUAAUCGAGAGAAUUUUUAAAUUUUAUUUUAACUUCUGUUGUUCAAAAAAGAGUACAAAAAUAUUUGACACAAAGAAUAUACAUAAUAUGAUUAACUUAUUAUAAUAUUUCUAAAAGUCAAUCAAUUCAAAUUCUGAACAAAUGGAUUCAAAUAAAUUAUUUAAUCUUUUAUAUUGAUAAAUUAUAAUUUAAAAUUUUAUCCAGAUUUUAAAAAUUUGAGAUGAACAAUCGAACGUAUCGACUAUUUCCGAAGCCUACGCCACUGUUACCAAAAAUGAAUCGUUUUCUUCCUCCAAGUAAUUUAUUCCUUUUUUCUGGAGGUUAAAUUAAAAUGUUAUGCAUGUUUGCUAUAUUAUAAGGUUUUCUAUAUCCAACGUUUACGCGAAGAUCAAAGAUUUAAAUUUCUUGCCAAAACUAACAAGACUGAUACCAGUCUAAAGAAAAAUUUUCUUUGCAUAAACAAAUUUCCAAUUACGUAUUAAUACGAUGCGAUAAAAGUGAUAUUAAAAUAUGUUAUUGCUCAAUUUCGUCAUCAUUAGUCUCGUAAUGUUUGUUUAAACAAACUAUUUAAAUCAUCCUUAUUAAUGAUUUAUCAUCGCAUUGAAAGCGAACAGGAAAUACAUUGAAGGCGCUGUACAAAUUCAAUUUACAUACUUUCAUAAAUGAUUACUUUUAAUUCCAAAAUGCGCUUCCAGAUGGCGCUAGUUUGCUGUCACAAAUUGGUAACAAUAUUUAAUCCUGUAAUAAUUGGUAUAUUAAUAUCUUGCAGUUUAUUUUUUUCUUUAUUUCUUAACAAAUGUAUACAAAUUAUGAAUUGCUUUAAAUUCCUUUAUAAUCCGUUUGCAGUUACUGGUCUGUUUUAGAAGUUUAUUGAAAUUUGAAUGUAUUUAUAUUAUCAGUAUCUUUGGUGUAUUAAUUCUUCAAUAUUGAUCAUAUUAAGGCCUCUGUCGAUACAGUAGUUUCUGUACAGCAGCUGUCUGUGAAAAAAUAGAUUCAGUUUAGAACAAAACACUUUACUUGUGUUUCUAUAUAUCUAUUAUGAUAGAAGAAAGCAUAGCAAAAGGUUCAACUAUCUGUUUCGUUAAACCAUCAGGAUCCGCAAAUAUGAUUGUAGAAGCACACUAAUUUCAAGUACAAAAGCAUUGAGUCAAAUUCAAGAUUCAACAAUCUUAUAAAAAAAAAAAAGAAAAAAAGAAAAAAAAGAAUUAAUAUUAUAUAUGUAUAUUUAAUUCACAAUGAGUAGUAUUGACUACCUUAAGAGGCUUAGUUUUAAUGAAACAGAUCUUACUGGAAUAUAACUGAUCAAAGUUCUCACUGUGAGAGUGGAGCUGGUAAGGAAGAAAGUACCAAACUCAUUAUUAAAAACUUCAUUAUGCCAGAGUAUCGAGAGGAGCUAUGCUCACUGCCAGUACAAGUAUGCCUGUGUAUACAACACAUACGAGUUUAAUAUUAAAUAUUAAAUUGUAUCGUCACAAUUUACAAUUUGAAGCCAUCUGUAUUUACAUUUGGCAUCGCUCCAUUAUGGCAUACAGAAUGUUUUAUAAAUUGUGAAAUAAUUUAAUGGUAGAUUUCGCGAAAUGCAUCAAACAAGCGACAACGUAAUAAUGUUAAUAAUAUUGAAUAAAUCUAACAGAAAAAUAAAUUACACACGAAGUUUGAAUCUGUAUUUAUAGCCGAAUUUGAUAUUAUCAUUUUUACUGUAACAUUCUGAAGUUCAUUUCAAAAAUAUUAUAGUUCAUAAAAUUUUAUCAUGGUCUUAUUUUAAAAUGCGUUUUAUCAUUAUUAAAAUUAAAUGUACUUUGCGUUUAAAUCUACCACUAAUUAUUGAUCUGUGGUUUAUAAAACAGCUUGAGUAUACACUGAGCCAUGUUUAUAUUAAUAAGUAAUGUAAUAUUUAUAUAGGAGCUCAUGUAUAUUACACCUUUUCCUUUUCUACUUUUUUUUUUCUUUUUUUUUUACAAGAAUGAUUCGACACGUGGCCUAUUACUAUUUUUUAAGACGUUGAAGCUUUUUGUUGUGUGCGAAUUAUAUUCUCAUUUAUUAUAUAAAUCACGCAUGACAUGAAUUUUAUGUGCAAUUGUAUAUUUAAGUUCUCUGGGGCGAUUCGAUUAGCGCUUCCCUUUCUUCAUUGUUUUAUUAACUCUCAGUAAACAUGUUUUUAUCUAAGAAAAUACUCGAGUGUAUUGUUACAAAUUUUAAUGAUUGUUAUUAUUGUAGAUUUCGAAGCGCUUGAAAUUAGCUUACCAUAAAAAUUCGUUUUUCAUUAAGUCAUCGAGCAUAGGCCACGUGAGAGUAUAUGGAAAAAGAAAAUGGAUGCGAAUUGUUAAGUAUUACGAUAAUGAUAAGAAAUAGAUUGAAAUGUGCAGAGACAACUCUAGUGUAAUAUUAUGAUUAUCUGUUAUUACUUAUUAUUUUUAAGAUAUACAAAUACAUGCCAAAUGGGAUAUGUUUUAUCCCAUUAUCUCGAGCGUGUGGAACUGAUUACACAUAAAGGAAAAGAAAGAAAAGAGUUUUGUAGAGAUUCAUUUAUACAGGAUACUUUCAAUAAGAACAGAAGAAUACAUUUGUAUAAGAGUCCAAAAGGAAUGAAUGUAUUUUUUCGUUUCUCGCGCCCUCAUGAUCGAUCAAUAAAGUAGAAAACGUAUAAUAAUAAAAUAUCAGUGUUCAUUACGAAUUAAUAAAGAUAGAAACAAUGACAGAGAGAUCAGCGCGCGUGAAACUGAAAAAUAAAUAUCCUUUCAAAAAUUACACGCUGCAAUAAUUUUAAUUGCGAUUAAUUUUAAGUCGAGGCAUCAUCAUCCUUCGUUAUUUUUUGCAUCGACAAGAAUUUCCAGAGGUCAGAAAUUUUCCGAUAAUUGAUAGGCACUAAUAAUUGUAUUUUCUUGUUUUAUUCCGCCAAAGUGCGUACGAAUAAUUUCAUAGUCAGCUUUCGACAGGAAAUAUAUUUAUUUAUUUAAUAUAUGUAGCUAUAUCUAUAUAUUAUUUAUAUAUGUAUUUUUUUUUGCCGUAUGUCGGAACAAACUUUCGUGUAUUCACUGCAUUAAAAUAUAUUCUAUCGUAAAUGUUGUUUUUGGAAUUUCACGUUUAAUUUUAAAUAAUAAGCUUACACAAAACAUUAUUUUAUCAUGUGUACACCUCAUGAAUCUACUCGCCAAUGUUUUGGUACUUUUAUUACAAACAAAAUACAUAUAUCUUUACCUUGAUUUGAAUUUGACACGCCAGGCAUUUGGAAAGUAACGUUUUACAUUUCUCGUUAUAUUUCGCAGAUAAUAAAGUAUAACUAUAUUAAAGUUCGAAUUAUGCAGUUUUUAAUGAGACACGUGAUUCUUUUGCUAGUGUCUUUAUAAUUAUCGUGAAUUAAUAAUUAUCAAUUAAAGUAAUUGAUCUUGGUUGCAUUUCUAAAAUUCUUGUUUUCAAUAAUCCAAUAAAAAAGAAGGGAUUUGUAUUCGAUAAUUCCACUUAUACAUAUAUUCGUAUGUUUACUUUCUUUAUGAAACAUUAAAUUACAGAAUAAACGCUAAUUUAGCGUCAACUGCCUGCCAUUAAUUAGUAUAUACAAAAAUAUAUAGAUAUGCAUUAUACAUACGUAUGUACAAUUUGUCUGGUUUAUUGAACUCAUAACGUUCGAAUGCCAAAAAAUAUGAAUGAUAUGAAAAAAUGUUUCAGGUAAAAAUUAUAUGAUAUCGAGGGAGACACACUAUACUUUUUGACUUGUCUAUUUGACCUUGCGUUGACAUCGAAACGUCCUAUGAAGAUCGUAAUAAAAUUUUUAAAUGGGAA